Messenger RNA from Kwoniella shivajii, 573 nucleotides. RefSeq lists its product as uncharacterized. The transcript has 6 exons. Gene Ontology annotation, cellular component: mitochondrion. Lineage: Eukaryota; Fungi; Basidiomycota; Tremellomycetes; Tremellales; Cryptococcaceae. Gene Ontology annotation, molecular function: 2 iron, 2 sulfur cluster binding. Bases 1 to 573 code for a protein of 190 amino acids. Gene Ontology annotation, biological process: P450-containing electron transport chain; positive regulation of oxidoreductase activity. The record is from RefSeq and is a predicted model, not a curated record.
AUGUCACGUUCAUCCGUAAAUCCCCUUCGACCAUUAUCGGUUCUGAAACACUCUCGACCAAUCUCAUCAAAGAUAUUACCUAUACCUUCCACAUCAAGAAAUCCGACAUCACCGUUCGUACGAUCAUCAUUCAUUGGACUAUCAGCAAGAAGUCGAGGACUGCAUACUACGUCCGUCAGAUCACAUGGGGAGAUAACUCGACCUGCACCUGGAACAGGGAUCAAAGUACAUUUCAAAGAUGCAAAAGGAAAUAAUGUAAAAACCAUAGAGGGUAACGAAGGAGACGAUUUACUGAGUUUAGCACAUGAGUACGACGUGGAUUUAGAGGGCGCCUGUGAAGGUUCAGUAGCAUGCUCAACAUGUCACGUCGUAGUGGAUCCUGAACAUUAUGAUAUGUUACCUGAACCUGACGAUGAAGAGAAUGACAUGUUGGAUUUAGCGUUUGGUUUGGAAGAUACCUCGAGACUAGGUUGUCAAGUCAAACUCACGAAAGAACUAGAUGGAAUGGUAGCUACUUUACCUUCUGCAACUAGGAAUAUGUACGUUGAUGGAGCUAAAGCGCGAACACAUUGA